AAAGACAAAAACAGUAACACUCACUCAGUCACUCGGACACUCUCUCUGCUCUGUAGAACACCUUACUUGCCUCAUUUCUCUCUCUUACUUUUCGUGUUUAGCCUUUGCCACGCUUUCUUUGAAAAAGGAACACAAGAAACAAAACCCUAAUAAAGAGAAGCAAGCAAUAAUCAACAAUGCUGCUUUCAUUAUUGUCUUCGAAACGUUUCUUUUUCUACCUUGGCUAGAUCUACUUAACUGUCUACUCUCUAUUCAAGUACGAUCUUCGAAAUCCAAGAAUUAAUGCUGUGGGUUUGAGAGCUCUGUUAAUUUCUGCGUUUUUGAGAUUGCAACUCGUGCUUGAUUUUCAAGCACAAGUUCAUUGACUUACAAUGGAGGAGCCAUUACUGCCAUCUGCUGAAGAGCCAGUAGAUAAGGUCCAAAGUUCAGAGAAACUGUCCUCUGCUGGUUCAGUGGAAAGCACAAAAAAGGUUAUAAAAACUACAAAGCCUACAAUAUCAGCAACCUCGAAACUCUUAGCGCCAACUGGUUCUAUUAGAAAGAGAACUGAAUCCAAAAGCAGUUCAGAAUCAAGUUCAAAUGUGACCAAACCAACUGCACCUGCUUCUUCCCGUAGUUUGAAUUCAGUUCCAGUUGCUAGAAGAAAUAGCACUGGAGGUGUGCCUGAGAAGUCAUCUGCUGCAAAAAGGCAGAGUAAUGUGGCUAUUGUUGCUGGCAAAAAAAUUGGUACUGCAUCUGACCCAGUAAGGCGAUCUCUUCCAGAGCUCAGAAGAAGUUCCUUGCCUUCAGUUGCUGCAAAACCUGUGACCCGAACUGUUGCUUCAGACGUUAGGAAGUCACUUCCUGCAUCACCUCUGGAUAAGAGUUUGAGGUCAUCAACUGGGUCUGAUGUCAGUAGGUCAGAAACUGUCAAGAAAGCUUCAGUUAAGCCAGCAUUGCCAGCCUCUUCAUCCUCAAAAAGAGUGGCUUCUACUUCACUGGACAGUACCAGCAGUAGUGUGAGUAGGAAGACAGUUUCGAAGGUUUCUUCACCAUCAGCUCCCUCACCUUCAGUUUCCAGUGGAUUGAGAACUGGGUCUUUGUCAAAGUCUCUUGACAGGAGUUCUAAUUUGUCUGGGCAGAGGAAAUUGGGAACUCCUAAAAGCCGAGAGUCUAGGUUCAUUGUUCUUCCACAGGUGGAGAUUAAGGCUAACGAUGAUGUGAGAUUGGAUCUUAGGGGUCACAGAGUUAGCAAUCUCACUGCUAGUGGGCUGAACUUGUCACCGACUUUAGAGUUUGUCUAUCUGAGAGACAACCUUUUAUCCACAUUGGAAGGAAUUGAAAUAUUGAAGCGGGUUAAGGUCCUUGACUUGAGCUUCAAUGAGUUUAAGGGGCCUGGGUUUGAACCUCUUGAGAAUUGCAAGGCUCUGCAGCAACUUUAUCUUGCUGGUAACCAAAUCACGUCACUUAUCAGCCUUCCUCAGCUUCCUAACCUGGAGUUUCUCUCUGUCGCUCAAAAUAAAUUGAAGUCGCUUUCAAUGGCAAGUCAACCACGGCUGCAGGUUUUAGCUGCCAGCAAAAAUAAAAUAACAACUCUUAAGGGUUUCCCAUAUCUGCCUGUCCUUGAGCAUUUACGAGUGGAAGAGAAUCCUAUACUUAAGAUGCCCCAUUUAGAAGCAGCAUCAAUUUUGCUUGUUGGUCCUACUCUGAAAAAGUUUAAUGAUAGAGAUCUCUCCCGAGAAGAGGUGGCACUAGCAAAGCGUUAUCCAGCUCGCACAGCCUUGUGCAUCAGAGAUGGUUGGGAGUUUUGUCGUCCUGAGAAUGCUGCAGAGUCAACUUUAUGCUUCCUUUUCGAGCAAUGGAAAGAUCAUUUCCCUCCAGGCUAUUUGCUCAAGGAUGCCUCUAUAGAUCAACCUUUUGAAGAAGAUGCUUGCUGCUGCCACUUCAAUUUUGUGCAGGACAGCACUCUGAGUGUUGAUUCACUACUGGUCUUACGAUAUCAAUGGUUUAUAGGGGAGAGGACACUUUCACAUUUUGUUGCUAUUCCUGAUGCCACAGGAGAGGUAUACUGGCCAAAGCAUGAAGACAUUGAUAAAUUUCUAAAAGUGGAAUGUACUCCCAUGCUGGGAGAGAAAGAAUAUCCUGCAAUUUUUGCCAUAUCUUCACCUAUUUCACGAGGGAGUGGCAUUCCAAAAGUUGUAAACCUUGAAGUGCAUGGGGAUUUAGUGGAAGGAAAUAUCAUCAAAGGCUAUGCCAAGGUCGCAUGGUGUGGUGGAACUCCAGGAAAAGGUGUUGCCAGUUGGUUGAGGAGAAGAUGGAACAGUAGUCCAGUGGUUGUUGCUGGUGCAGAAGAUGAGGAGUAUCUGCUAAUUUUGGAUGACAUUAACUCGAGUUUGGUUUUCAUGUAUACACCAGUCACGGAGGAAGGUGCCAAAGGGGAACCUCAGUAUAAAUAUACUGAUUUUGUUAAAGCAGCUCCUCCAUCUGUGAGUAAUGUUGAAAUCAUUGGAGAUUUUGUCGAAGAUAAUAUCAUAAAAGGAGUUGGGGAGUACUUUGGUGGUAAAGAAGGUCCCAGCAAGUUUGAGUGGUUACGUGAGAAUAAGGAAACUGGAGAUUUUCUAUUGGUAUCAACAGGUACAUCUGAGUAUACACUGACCAAAGAAGAUGUGGGACGACGCAUAGCUUUUGUUUAUAUACCCAUUAAUUUUGAAGGGCAGGAAGGGGAAUCUGUAUCAACGGUGUCUCCUGCGGUGAAGCAAGCUCCUCCAAAGGUAACAAAUGUUAAGAUCGUUGGUGAUAUAAGGGAAAACAAUAAGGUUACUGUAACUGGUAUAGUUACUGGAGGAGCUGAAGGUUCUAGUAGAGUUCAGUGGUUUAAAACGAGUUCCUCAAUAUUGGAUGGUGAAAAUGGCCUUGAAGCUGUCAGUGCAUCCAAAAUUGCAAAGGCAUUCCGGAUACCACUAGGUGCAGUUGGCUAUUACAUAGUUGCAAAAUAUACUCCUAUGACUCCAGAUGGUGAAUCUGGUGAACCAGUAUAUGUUAUAUCAGAAAAAGCAGUGGAAACUCUUCCCCCAAGCCUAAAUUUCUUAUCGAUUACUGGUGAUUACGCCGAAGGUGGAAUGCUGACAGCAUCAUAUGGCUAUAUAGGGGGUCAUGAAGGAAAAAGUGUGUAUAAUUGGUACCUUCAUGAGGCUGAAACAGACUCUGGUACUUUGAUACCUGAGGGUUCAGGUGUCCUCCAGUACCGUGUUACCAGGAAGGCAAUUGGUAAAUUCGUGUCCUUUCAGUGUGUACCUGUGCGUGAUGAUGGGAUUUUAGGUGAGCCAAGGACUUGCAUGGGACAGGAACGAGUUCGACCUGGAAGUCCAAGGUUGCUGUCUAUGCAAAUAGUUGGAAAUGCUGUUGAGGGAACUACACUUAGUAUUGACAAAAAGUAUUGGGGAGGUGAAGAAGGAGAUUCAGUUUUCCGUUGGUUUCGGACUGGUUCUGAUGGCUCUCAAUGUGAAAUUCGUGGUGCUACUGCAGAGUCGUACAUACUUUCAAUUGAUGAUAUUGGAUUCUUUAUUUCGGUUUCAUGUGAACCUGUCAGAAGCGAUUGGGCUCGUGGUCCUAUUGUUGUUUCUGAACAGUUUGGACCUAUUAUAGCUGGCCCUCCAACUUGUCAGUCUUUAGAGUUUUUGGGGUCGAUGAUGGAAGGACAGCGCUUGAGCUUCGUUGCUUCUUAUAGUGGAGGGGAGAUAGGAAACUGUUUCCAUGAAUGGUUUAGAGUGAGAAGUGAUGGUGUUAGGGAGAAACUAAGUGCAGAUGAAUUUCUGGAUUUAAGUUUAGAGGAUGUUGGAACAUGCAUUGAACUUGUUUAUACUCCAAUGCGGAAAGAUGGUGCCAAGGGAAAUCCUAGAAGCAUAAAAUCCAAUGUGAUUGCUCCAGCGGAUCCUGUGGCAUUAGAACUUGUAAUUUCUUAUUGCCGUGAGGAUGAGGAAGUGGUGCCACAAAAAACGUACUUUGGUGGACGGGAAGGUGAUGGGGAGUAUAUUUGGUACAGAACAAAGAAUAAGCUACAAGGAGCUGCAUUGAUGAAUUUACGUGAUAGCUAUGAUGAUGUUCUCAUAUGCAGCAAAACAUUGUCAUAUACUCCAUCACUUGAAGAUGUGGGUUCUUACUUGGCCUUAUAUUGGCUGCCUACUCGUGCAGAUGGCAAAUGUGGAAAACCAUUAGUUGCAAUUUCCAACUCUCCAGUUGACCCAGCUCUUCCAGUUGUUGCUAAUGUUCAAGUGAAGGAGUUGUCUUCCAGUGUUUAUUCUGGAGAAGGAAAAUAUUUUGGUGGCUAUGAGGGAUCAAGCCUUUUCAGUUGGUACAGAGAAACUAGUGAUGGGACCAUUAUUCUCAUUAAUGGGGCUAGCUCUAGAACUUAUGAAGUUACAGAAGAAGAUUACAAUUGCCGCUUGUUGUUUGGGUACACACCAGUUCGUUCAGAUUCAGUUGUAGGUGAUCUCAAAUUGUCUGAUCCUACUGGCAUUAUUCUCCCAGAGAUUCCAAAAAUAGAAAUGCUUGCUCUCACUGGAAAGGCGGUAGAACGAGAUGUGCUCACUGCUGUUGAAGUAAUACCCAAGAGUGUUGCUCAACAAUCUGUUUGGAGCAAGUAUAAGAGGGAUGUCAAAUAUCAAUGGUUUUGUACAUCAGUAAUAGGGAACAAAGAUUCCUUUGAGCCCUUACCUUCACAGCGUUCCUGCUCUUACAAGGUGCGACUAGAGGACAUUGGUAGAUGCUUGAGAUGUGAAUGCAUUGUGACUGAUGUGUUUGGAAGGUCAAGUGAGCCAGCAUAUGCUGAGACUACUGCUGUAGUGCCAGGGAUUCCUAGAAUGGAUAAACUGGAGAUUGAGGGGCGGGGUUUUCACACCAACUUGUAUGCUGUUCGAGGCAUUUAUAGCGGAGGAAGGGAGGGUAAAAGUAGAAUACAGUGGCUUAGAUCAAUGGUUGGUAGUCCUGAUCUAAUCUCCAUACCAGGAGAAGUGGGAAGGAUGUAUGAAGCCAAUGUUGAUGAUGUGGGGUACAGGUUGGUCGCUAUCUACACUCCAAUUAGAGAGGAUGGUGUUGAGGGACAGCCUGUGUCCGCAUCAACAGAGCCAAUUGCUGUUGAGCCUGAUGUUCUUAAAGAAGUGAAGCAAAAGCUUGAACUUGGAUCUGUGAAGUUUGAGGCAUUAUGUGACAAGGACCACUCUCUAAAAAAGGUUCCAGGAGAGGGGAGUCUUGAGAGAAGAGUUCUAGAAGUUAAUAGGAAAAGAGUCAAGGUAGUGAAGCCGGGCUCUAAGACUUCUUUUCCUACCACUGAAAUUCGCGGAAGUUAUGCUCCUCCCUUUCAUGUUGAGCUUUUCCGGAAUGACCAACAUCGGCUCCGGAUAGUAGUGGACAGUGAGAAUGAAGUAGACCUGAUGGUACAUUCCAGGCAUAUGCGGGACGUCGUUGUUCUUGUGAUCCGAGGUCUUGCUCAACGAUUCAACAGUACAUCUCUCAAUUCUCUCCUCAAAAUUGAUACAUAGCUUUUGCUAAGUAAUGUAGAUUUGAGUUCAUAGCAAUGAAAAUAUAUUCAUUUGUAGGUUUCUUAGUUUCUAUUAGUCAUCACAUCUCACAUUCAGUUCCUGUUUUUUACUGUUGAUUAUUUUUUGGACUUCAUUUUCUUGUUCUGUGUGAGAUAUGUUGGGCAUUGCUGGAAAGGCUGGGGUGUCAGAAAAAUAUAUAUAUAUCUCUAUGUAUAUUUGUAUAUCAAUGAAUUUAUACCGAGUUACUUGAGCCUUCAUGUACGUGUGUUUCAUAUUUUAGUGGUUUAUAUAUUGUAUAAUCAUAUUUUAUAUA
This is a messenger RNA of Jatropha curcas, 5829 nucleotides long. RefSeq names its product Outer arm dynein light chain 1 protein (gene AIR9). The record is from RefSeq and is a predicted model, not a curated record. Lineage: Eukaryota; Viridiplantae; Streptophyta; Magnoliopsida; Malpighiales; Euphorbiaceae. Gene Ontology annotation, molecular function: protein binding.